Messenger RNA from Numida meleagris (helmeted guineafowl), 8505 nucleotides. RefSeq names its product ADNP homeobox 2 (gene ADNP2). Gene Ontology annotation, biological process: regulation of gene expression. Gene Ontology annotation, molecular function: DNA binding. The coding region runs from base 4922 to 8089 and encodes 1055 amino acids. Lineage: Eukaryota; Metazoa; Chordata; Aves; Galliformes; Numididae. Gene Ontology annotation, cellular component: nucleus. The record is from RefSeq and is a predicted model, not a curated record. The transcript has 4 exons.
GGCUGAGGCGGCGGCGCGCACGUACGGCUCUGUGAGGCGCGCGGUGCUGGAGUGGACGCGGGAGUACCCGGCUGCGCAGGAAGGUUUCCGGAGGCGGUGGGGUGUGCCUGCGCGCGGACUACAGUGGCAUUGCUCUCUUGUCCGCUCGCGCUGCUGGAUCCCCAUUCCCUCCUUGUUGAAGGAUAAUGGGCUACAGGAGUGUUACAGGGGUGAGGGAAGGACUUGGAAUCCUAGAACCGUGUGAGGAUUUCGGGAGCUCUAUCGCCCAGUGUGACUGCUGGACCUGAGGGAAGACUCCAGCAGUGGCUUGCUAAACUAAACAAGGGUGAUGUCAAGCCACUGCUUCUUGUGGACAUCCAUCACGGGCUUGUGUCAGAAUCAUCUCCCUGUCCCCUGUUGGCAGUGGAUAUACCGGAGGAGGGACUUCCGGGUUUGUCUGCGAUCUGGAACUAGAAAUCAGUGCGCUGUGGCUUCUGAGAGCAGUUCUAAUGCUCUGUGUUUAGCGUUUCGUACACAGGUGAUUAGAACCUCAUUUUAUUCUAAUUCCCAUCUACGCCUAAGUGAUUAUGUAUUUAAGGAACUGACUUGUUGUGUUGCAGAAUCUCUGGAUGAUAACUCUUAAUUCAAGGCAAUAUGGAUAUUUGAAAUAGUUUUAUUGCUACAGAACUGUAAUGUCCACGUUAGUAGUAUGCAUGCAAAAUGAAAAAUACAAUAUUAAUUGGAUGUAGAAGUUCUCUAUUAAAUUCAUGUGGUUAUUCAAUGACACAUAUUUUUGAAGAAAUAAAAGCUUUAUGAUUAACAUCAGCAAACGUAACCUGUAGAGUCAAGUCAGUACAACCUUACGAAUAUGCUUGUCUUGUUUGAGAGCAAGUAGCAGUGAGUGUUUCCCCUCCAUUUAUAAAUGGAAUAAAACAUAGGUGUUUGACUCGUCUUGCAACAGUUCAGUUUUGUACGAGGAAAGUUGCAUACAGCUCUCUACCAGCUGAUAUGCAAUGCUGUAUUGGAGAAAAUAGGUUGAUUCCUUUGAAUGUCUUCUGUAAUCAAAGAUACACUUAAUGGCUUGAAGUUUUAAAUAGCUAUAAUGAAAUAUUCAUAAAGGCUAACUCUUGGGAUCUCCAAUCUAUACUCUGAAAAUCUUAGUACUCUUUUUAAUAAAUCUUUUGUUUGAUUUUGAAGAAGAGGACUUUAGCAAUAUUCAGGAAAACUGUGUGUAAUAAAUAUCCAGUAUUCUUAUUUAUGUUUUCAUAUCUUCUGUAAGAAGAACCAUAAUAAUAGCAGGUGACUUCAUAGAAGCUUUAUUAAAAGCAAAGCAAAACCACAGCAGCCCUUUCUCUCUUCAUAUAGAAAAAAACAUUUCAAAUUUUGAGGAAACAAUCAUAGAAUGUCUUAGAUUGGAGGGCACCUUGAAGAUCAUCUACUUAAAAACCCCCUGCCAUGGACAGAGUUGCUACCCACUAGAUCAGACUGACCUGGAUUGCAUGCAGACUGACCUUGUAUGCCUCCAGAUAUGAGGCAUUUGCAGCCUCUUCCAGUGGUUCACCACCUUCUGAAUAAGAAAAUUUCUUCCUUACAUUGACCCUAAAUCUCUCCUCUUUUAGUUUAAAACUGUUCUGUCACUGUCAGACUGUGUAAGCGGUUAGUCCCCCUUCCUGCUUGUAAGCUUUCUUCGAGUACUAAAAGGCCACAAUAAAGUUUCCCAAGAGCCUUCUCUUCUCCAAGCUAAACAAGUCCAACUCUCUCAACCUUUCUUUGCAGGAGAGCUGCUUCAGCCCUCUGAUUGUUUUUGUGGCCCUCCUCUGGACCUGCUCUAGCAGCUCCACAUCCCUCCUGCACUGUGGGCCCCAGGCCCGGACACAGUACUAUGGGUGAAGCCUCCUAAGGGCAGAGUAGAGGGGACAAUCGCUUCCCUGCUAGUGACCUCUCUUUUGAUGCAGCACGGUGUACUGUUGGCCUUCUAGGCUGCAAGAGCAUGCUGUUGGCUCACGUUAAACUUUUCAUCCAUCAGGACCCCCAAGUCUGUCUUUAUAGGGCUGCUUUCAGUAAAUUCUUCUUUGUCUGCACUUGUAUCUGGGAUUGCUGUGAAGAAGUUAUAUUUCAGGAGGCACAGAUAAAAGUCCAGGGAAUGGAACCAUUUGUCUUAACAUGUGAGAUGUCAGAGCAGGUAAAUGGGUAUGACUUCUUUGAGGGCUUGUAUACCUCUUAGAAUGGUACUUGACUGAAACAAAAUUGACUAAAGUAAAACCAUGACCAGGCUGCCUUCAAAUUCCUCUAGGUGGUUUCUCAGUGUGCAUGUCUUCCUAGCUGCUGUCUCUGCCACUUUCAUUCUUACUCUUUAGAUUUUGGGAAUUAGUUAUUAUUAUUUGCUUCCAUUUAAUUUUCAGGUUAUUUUUAUUGUUUUCUUAAUGAAAUUGACUUAUCAACUUUAAAUGAGUUUAUUCAAAUGAAAAUUAAGAACUCUGUAUUAGUAUUUGACAAGUCUGAAAGUAACUGAAAUAUAAGUUGACAAAUAAACCUUUCAAAAUACUUCCAACCCAAAUAAUUAACGGUCCAUUAAAAAAAAAAAAAACAAAACACAACUUUAAGUAAACUUUCUUCCAGAGUUGCUCAUUAAGCAGUUCAUUAGAUGAGGAAGUAUAAAUACUGAAGUCAAUCAAAUUUCCAAGGCAGAUGUUAUAAAGAGAAAAAAAAUUCUGUAAGCGUGUCAAAAUCUUGCUGCUAUAAGCAAUUCUUUAGAUUACUGAAUGCCAGCAUCGUAACAGCAGGUCUGUAUAUCAGUUUCUGUGCCGAUUCUGAUGUCUGAAAAGGGCCAUAUUGCAGCCUUUUCCUCUCUGGAUUUUCUAGUAGGGUUUAUAUCUAGCUGUCUGUUCCCAUGAAUUUUCUAGAAACUUCUCAUCUAGUAUUCUUUCAGAUUUUGUUGGAGACACUUGCAUGUGUGAGGAAGCUGUACUUACGUUGCUGCUCCAGCUCUAUUCCAGCUCCAUAUUUGAUUGGAUUGCAGUUGUCUUGUUUCUGUAUGAACGCAAGCGAAAAUGGCACUGAUUGAUACAAGAUGGAAAAAAAUCACGGUGUUAAUUGGCACAGGUUUCCCAGAACUCUGUCAAAUCUGUCCAUGCAGGUUUUGAGGGCAUGAGUAGGUGAGGCGGUCGGUUGUGGUUUGUCCAGGUCACUUCCUGAGGUCUCUGCCAAGGUGAAUGAGUAUUGUUCUAAGAAAUAUAUGUAAAAGGAAGGCAAGUGGGAGCUUCUGUUUUGGUGGUGAUGUAUCAAUUUAAAGAGUUGAAAUGCAGACAUUUCCACUUCUUUCUAUGCAGAGAAGUUACAGCCAAACAUAAUUACUUGGUGAGUGAGUAGUAUUUGUCUUUGACAGGUAAGACACUGUCCACAGUAUUACCUUGUUAGUAUUAAAAUACUUGGUACUACUGGAAGGGGAGGAGCUGCGUUAGUGAUCUCUGUUUAAAAAGCUGAAUCUAAUUGUAUCUUAUGGGUGAAUACAGAUAAUAUAGAAGUGAAGGGAACCAUUAGUGCUGUGUAAUACCUCCAGUUUGGUGUAUUCUUACGGAGUUUUACCUAUUUGAACACUGGAUGUUGGAAUAGAUUGGUGGAUUAAAUGCCUGAGCAAUGUCUGAAUGCCCUGUUCCAAACUGUUUAUAUAAAACGAGUUUGGAUCGGGACAUCAGCUGCUGCAAUGAUUCUUUUACUAUGCUGCUAACUUUUUGGGAUUUUCCCAUAUGAAAUGUGCUCUGUGUAAGCUUGGUACAUUACCAGCUGUUAGGAACCUCAUUUGAAAGUUACUUGAAAUAAACUUACCUUCAACAAUGUGGUUGAUCAAGGCUCCUUUCCUACAGUAGCUCCGAUUUAAUUUUACUGUAGUGCUUUCAUGUUGAAUUUUCUUGAUUAAGAAUGGAAUGCAUACCAACAGAAAGCUGACUAUGUUAUGUGUAGAAACUGUGUGCAAGCUAAGGCUUGAAGAAUGUUCAGAACACAAAUGAGUAGUAAAAGAGUAUGGAUAAUAAACUAGAUAGUAAUCAAAGUAUUAAACUGAAGGCUUGAAGGAAUGAGUUUAGCAAGUUGAAAUUUCAUGACCCAUAUGGUGGUGUGUUGCUGUAUCUAAUGGAUACAGAGCAUAUUGGUGAAUAACUUAACAUCUUACUGCCAAGCAGUCUAAAGACCAGCUGAAUAACCUCGUACAUGGUACAGAGGCAUCCAUCUUACUGGAUUGAAGAUAAACUUGAAAACUGGAAAAUAAGUCACUUAUACUCAAAGUUCUUUUUCUAUUGUUAUACUUUCUGUCUUCUAGAUAAAUGACUUCAAUUUUAGGAAGUUUGCUGGUCUUUAAAAUACAGACAAAAAACUGAGAGAUGGAUGUAAUGUACUGUGUAUUACCUUUGUAUACUAAUGCUUCUGUUUUAUGAGAUAGGCUUGCCUCAAAAAAUGUCUGCUUCAUCUUCUUCAGUAGUAAGUUAAAGGACGGAGAUGAAGGAACUGUUUCCAGUGGAACUUACGGUAUUGAACCACAGCUCCUUCUGGCUGAGCUGAGGUUGGUGUUCUGUCACUCUGUUGUUGUCUGCAGUGGAUCUUGGGGUUGGUGCACAUAACCUGCCUUCUUGGAGAACCUGAUAAUAAUGCAUCAACUGGAGACUACAAAUCCCAGUCGACUUUGGUUUAAGAAGAGGACUUUAAGUCUUUAUUUUACUUCUUGGAUUUUGAUAGAAGAAUGCCAGACUAGAUAACGUGAUUUAUUCCAUUCUUUACAGGUUCCUGACCCACAUGAAUGGUGGUAUCAGAAUGUCUUCCAGGCUUCUUGUCAAUAAAAAAGAUUAGAAAACAAGACUAGCGUCUGUCCAAUGGGGCUCACUCUCCAUUUCUUUCUACACGCCUUUCCUUUGCGGGGAGAAGAAGAAGAGAAUAGCAUGAAAAGUGCAAAAUGUUUCAAAUUCCUGUUCAAAAUCUUGAUAAUAUCAGGAAGGCUCGCAAAAGGGUGAAAGGCAUUCUUGUGGAACUUGGGCUCGACAGCUGCAGGGAAUUGUUGAAGAAUCUUAAAAGUUUUGACCCAGGUGAAAAAUACUUUUGCAACACUUCGUGGAGUGAUGUCUCUCCUUGGGAGUCUGUGGGCAAAAGGAAGAGAUACAGAACAAAGCCGUACUGCUGUAGUUUAUGCAAGUUCUCAUCAAAAUUACUUACUUCACUGAAGAAUCAUUUGCACCGUUACCAUGAAGAUGAAAUGGAUCAAGAGCUUGUAGUACCUUGCCCAAAAUGUGUGUUUGCUUCUGAGCCAAAAGUAGUAGGAAAACACAUCCGAAUGUUUCAUUCAUCUAAUAAGAGAAUACAGAACUAUACCGUCAGCAUCUUGGAUGGCAUGAAACAAUUCAGGAGUGACAUCAUAAACUUUACGUGUCUAAAAUGUAACUUUACAGACACGUUGUAUUACAACAUGAAGAAACAUGUGCUGAUGAACCAUUUUCAAAACUUAAUAAGUACGUAUUUUGGCCAGAGACCUGAUGAAAGUAAAGAGAAUUCUAUUGAGAACUACUGUAAAAAAUGUAAUGCUUCUGCAAACAGCCAAGAUUCUUUGAUGUAUCAUGUCUUGACAGCUGAAACACACAGAGACCUGGAGAACAAACUUCGGUCUGUAAUUUCAGAGCAUAUUAAGAAGCCAGGACUUGUGAAACAAAUGCAGAUUGCUCCAAAGCUUCCCCAAAGUGUACCUGUAGCCACUCCAUCUUUAGGUCCUCCUGUGGCCCCAGCAGGUUCCAUCACAGCUCCAGCUUGUAUCCAGCUUGCGUUCCCACAGAAUAAUCAAAACCAGACUGUGGUGCAGGCAAAAGUUCAGAACACAGUCACAUCACUGACUGUUCCAAGUGCCUCUGGUAGUGUUCCACAUACAACUUCUCUUCCGGUUGUUCCCUCGUCACAUGUUACUCUUGUAUCCAGUCACCUUCCUGCUGGUCAGAAUAAUGUUAAUAUUCAGCCAUCACCUUCUCAGCCUCUCAUUGUUUCUCAUGGGCUUCCUCUUAAUCAGCCUGUCACAGCUGGGGCUGUUCCUCUGAGUCAUUCUGUUGGGACCCUAAACAGAACCGUGGCCCCUGCAGUUCUUCCUCUUAAUCAAUCAGUCAGGCCUGGACUCUUUCCUAUUAAUCAAUCUGUUGGUACUGUACAUAGUCCAGUUGCAGCUGCAACAUUACCUGUUACUCAGCCUGUCAGCCCUGUCAAUCAACCAGUUGCACCAGGAGUUCUAUCAGUUAACCAUUCGGCUGAGAAUGUGACUAGACCCACUGGUCCCACAGUCCUUCCUGUGGCUCAGACAGUUGCAUCAGGGGUUUUACAGCUUAAUCAGUCUGCUGUGUCUGGAGUUGUUCCUGUCAGACCGCCUGUCAGACCUGGGUUUCUUCAGCUUAAUCAGCCUGUUGCCCCAGCAGUUAUCCCAGUAAGUCAGCCAGUUAGAUCUGCAGUUUCUCAAAACGCAACUUUUUUGGCUACAGGUUCUAUACUUAGGCAGUUGAUUCCAACUGGGAAGCAAGUUAAUGGCAUACCUACCUACACACUUGCCCCAUUUUCAGUUACUUUGCCUGUACCUCCUGGUGGUGGCGUUACUGUGGGUACUCCACCACAAGUACCUAUCCAACUAAUGCAGUCUGGGACAGUAACUCAGUUAUCUCAGUCACCAGCUAGUGCACCCUCUCCUCCAGUGGUUUUAACAACUCAGAGUAUAUCAUUACAAGCUUCCCCACCUGAUCCUGAAACAAGUCAGACCCUUGGAAAGGCGAAGCAGUGGAAGAUUUGCCCUGUUUGCAAUGAGCUUUUUCCAUCAAAUGUCUACGAGGUGCAUAUGGAGGUGGCCCACAAACAUGGUGAAGUAAAAAUAGAGGAAGCCCAGGAACCUGACAAACUUGCAGCUUGUGCACCCUUUCUGAGGUGGAUGACAGAGAAGACAGUCCGAUGUUUCUCUUGUAAAUGUUUUCUCUGUGAGGAAGAGCUCAUGAAACACCUCUUGAUGCAUGGCUUAGCUUGCUUGUUUUGCACAGUUACUUUCCACGACUUAAAAAGCCUUGCGGAGCACAGUAAAUCUACACACAGUGGGAAGAAGCAGUUACAUGCAGACUACAGCAACAGAGGAUUUCAGCUAGGUAAUGAGGCUCAGGGUGACCUUGUAUUUCCCCACUUUGAUUUCAGUACAGUGUUACCAGAAGAAGACAUUGGUGAAAGAGAAGUACACUUGGCAGUGCUCGCUGGAGUAAAUUCAAGGACGCUCGUCCCCAUUUACAUCAAAGUGAAACCUCAGCCAGCAGAACUGAACAAUGGAUGCAACAAAGUGUUAACCUGUCCGUUUUGUUUUAGUUUGUUUAUUAGUCAAGAAACCUAUGAAAUGCAUUUGAAAGAGAGGCAUCAUGUUAUGCCAACUGUACAUACAAUUUUAAAGUCUCCGGCUUUCAAGUGCAUCCACUGUUGUGGUGUGUACACUGGAAAUAUGACUCUAACAGCUAUUGCUGUGCAUUUGCUCCGUUGUAGAAGUGCUCCCAAAAACAGCAACUCAAGUGUGAAGAUGCAGCUUGAGCGUACUGAGAAGAAAGAGCUACUGUUUGUGAAUGGUGAAAAGCAUGAUUCUGUAAUUAAGAGAAAGCAGCCUGAUUCCUAUUUUGUUGCAGAAGACCAAAAGAAUAAGGAACAGCAGCCACUAAGCUUAAGUACUGGGCUAGCUCUGUAUCCAGAGGAUGAAUUGUAUUCAGGGCUAGUGCCUUUCAAACGACAAAAGAUUAGUAUUAGGACUGAGAUAAAGAAAAUAUCUAGUGAGGAUCUUCGUCUUCUAGCAGUGGAUCCUAGACAGUAUGAUCACAGUUCAUAUGAGACUCAAAAACAGUUUUUGACAGACUACUUUCACGUGAGGCCAUAUCCUUCAAAAAAAGAGAUGCAGUUACUCUCCACACUGCUAUACGCUUGGAAAAUUGAUGUUGCAUCGUUCUUUGGAAAAAGGAGGAAUAUAUGCUUGAAGGCGAUAAAUAGUCAGAAACCUUCUGUGCUGCUGGGUUUCAGUAUGUCAGAACUGAAAAAUAUUAAGCACAAUUUGAAUAUAAAAGAUGAACCAUUAGAUAUGUAAACAAGCUUUUUGUAACAUCUAAAAGCAGUCAACAAUUGCAUACUUAUGAAUUUUGCAAUUUUUAUUGUGUUGAAAUACUAAAUUUAACUUGCAGACUGGCCUGUUGGUGGGCUGUAGUAGUAUAAAAACUUUCAGUUGUGACUGUUAUUGUGAAAGGUACACAGUUGUGUAUUUGAAACAGCUAAAACCUUCAGAUUUACACUUCUGGAAUUUGUUUUAGCUUUUUACUUCUAGAGUAGUAAUUUUUUGUUGGUUUUGUUCCCCUUUUGCCUCCUCCAGGCGCCCAAUAGACUUUUUUAUACCAUCAUGUAAAAUGUUUUGUGCUGUUAAAUACAAAUUUUAUUUUAUUUUUCUGCAAUGUCAUUAUGUUUUCUAAACAAUAAAAUGUAUAAUGUUGUUUAAAAUACUGAGGUAAA